Messenger RNA from Sorex araneus (European shrew), 866 nucleotides. It is a transcript of the gene MANF, whose product is annotated as mesencephalic astrocyte derived neurotrophic factor. NCBI's taxonomy places the organism in Eukaryota, Metazoa, Chordata, Mammalia, Eulipotyphla, Soricidae. The record is from RefSeq and is a predicted model, not a curated record. The coding region runs from base 73 to 612 and encodes 179 amino acids. The transcript is spliced from 4 exons. Gene Ontology annotation, biological process: neuron projection development; dopaminergic neuron differentiation. Gene Ontology annotation, cellular component: endoplasmic reticulum.
AGCCGAGAUCUGGAGGCAGUGCGGUUCGGCAGGCGCGGUUCAGUCGGGCGGCGGCGGCGGAGGAGGAGGAGGAUGUUGGCUACGCACGGGCUAGCGGUGGCGCUGGCUCUGAGCGUGCUGCCGGGCAGCCGGGCGCUUCGGCCAGGCGACUGCGAAGUUUGCAUUUCUUAUCUGGGAAGAUUUUACCAGGACCUCAAAGACAGAGAUGUCACAUUCUCACCAGCCUCAAUUGAAAAAGAGCUAAUAAAAUUCUGCCGAGAUGCAAGAAGCAAAGAGAAUCGGUUGUGCUACUACAUUGGGGCCACAGAUGAUGCUGCCACAAAGAUCAUCAAUGAAGUGUCUAAGCCCCUGUCACAUCACAUCCCUGUGGAGAAAAUAUGCGAGAAGCUCAAGAAGAAAGAUAGCCAGAUCUGUGAGCUGAAGUAUGACAAGCAAAUUGACCUGAGCACAGUGGACCUGAAGAAGCUGCGAGUUAAAGAGCUAAAGAAGAUCCUGGACGACUGGGGGGAAUCGUGUAAAGGCUGUGCGGAAAAGUCUGACUUCAUUCGGAAGAUUAAUGAACUGAUGCCUAAAUAUGCCCCCAAGGCAGCCAGUUCACGGACUGAUUUGUAAUCUGCCUGAUUGCUGCUGCACCUGAGGGGAGGGGAACAAAAAACAAUUCGUCUGUAUCUUUCCCAAAACAGCCUUUUGUAAUUUAUUUUUUAGGCAGGCUCCUGACAGUGUCAGGUGUGAAGCCUGGAGCUUUCUUAAUGCUGGCUCUCCAGAGCCCCGUUGGGGGUGUUCACUCUAUUCUGUUGCUGGUUUACUCUAGGACUUCAAAGUGUGUCUGGGAUUUUUUUAUUAAAGGAAGAAAAUUUCUAGCUGUC